This is a messenger RNA of Erythranthe guttata (spotted monkey flower), 1676 nucleotides long. NCBI's taxonomy places the organism in Eukaryota, Viridiplantae, Streptophyta, Magnoliopsida, Lamiales, Phrymaceae. The record is from RefSeq and is a predicted model, not a curated record.
AAAGUCAUAUAUCUAUGCUUAUACUCAGAAUCAGUCAUAAAAGAAGAGAUCAAAAUCGAAUGGCUUCUUUCGCCCAUUUCUUGAUCCCAUUAUUCCCCCUAGUGAUGUUCUUCAUCUUCCUUUACAAAUGGCAAAGUAGUAAUAAUAAUCAUGCCCAAAAAAGGGUACCUCCAUCUCCAAGAAAGCUACCCGUGAUUGGAAAUCUGCACCAAAUCGGCUUAUCCCUUCACAAAUCGCUCCACUCUCUCUCUACAAAACACGGCCCGCUAAUGCUUCUCCGUUUCGGCCGUGUACCGGUUCUCGUUGUCUCGUCAGCCGAUGCAGCACGUGAGAUAUUGAAGAACCAGGACUCAAUCUUCUCAAACCGGCCCAAACUAACAAUUCCGUAUAAAUUAUUCUACGGCUCAAAGGACUCGGUUUUUUCUCCGUACGGAGAUUACUCGAACAAUAUGAGGGACGUAUACAUCCAUCAUCUUAUGAGCGUUCAUCGGUCGUCUUUCCGUGACGCGAGGGAUGAAGAAACAUCCCUCAUGAUUCUGAAUAUGACGCGACAAUCGAGCUCGGUCGUUAUAAACUUGAGUGAUAUGUUGGCUUCGCUAGCGCACAACGUGUUUUGUCGGGUGGCGUUUGGGAGAAAAUACAGCAUUAAAUGCGACGAGGGCAGAGAGUUGAGAAUGAAGUUAAACGAAGAGAUGGAGAUGUUGGGUAGUACUUAUUGUGUAGGCGAUCACAUCCCUUGGUUGGCGUGGAUCGAUCGGGUGAGUGGUUUAAAUGCUAAAGUGGAGAAAUUGGCUAAGUGGUUUGAUCGAUUCUUGGAGACCGUACUCGAGGAGCAUAGAGCUAAGAAUAUUAUUGGAGAGAGCGUAGAUUUUGUGGACAUAUUGAUUGAACUUCAGAGAUCGAACGACAAAGACGGAUCAUUUGCCGUUGGAGACGAUGAUAUCAAAGGUGUUAUACAUUAUUACGAAAAAAUAUUACGUCAUGCUUUUUCGACUAUCUUUCGAUUUUUUUUCUUGCAGAACACGUUUGUUGGUGGAAUCGAGGCAACAUUUUCUGUUAUGGAGUGGACGAUGGCGGAGCUUUUAAAAAAUCCAAAUAAAAUGGAAAAAUUGCAGCAUGAAGUUAGACGAGUAGCCGGAUACAAUGAUGAGAUAACGGAGGAUGAUUUAGAGAAGCUGCACUAUCUCAAAGCAGUGAUCAAAGAGUCCAUUCGACUACACUCCCCUGCUCCGUUACUGGUCCGCGAAUCAACACAAGACACAAAGGUAACGGGUUACGAUGUUCCAGCUGGCACGAUGGUUGUUGUCAACACCUGGUCGAUUGGAAGAGACCCGAUGUUGUGGGAAAAUCCAGAAGAUUUCAACCCCGAAAGGUUUCUCGAUAACAAUAUGGAUUUCAAGGGUGUGCAUUUUGAGUUCAUUCCAUUUGGGGCGGGGCGGAGAGGCUGCCCGGGUAUGGAUUACGUAACCGUACUUAGUGAGCUUGCAAUAGCAAGACUGGUGCAUAAGUUUAACUUUGAUCUGCCCGAUCAGGCGAGGAAGAAUGAUUUGGAUGUGUCUGAAACGGCCGGUGCAAUUGCCCAUCUCCAAUUUCCUCUGCUUGUAGGCGUUACUGAGUCACUAUACUUUCUCGAAGAAUCUUGGGAUUCACGGCAAUAAGAUUUUUAUUUCGUUGGA